CCUUCACGAAGUCUGUCAGUUCAAGCCACCGCACCAGCAGGUAGAGGAACUUGAGAUUUGCUGUAAUGACGUCAAAUGCAGUCCACCUGAAGACAGCAGAACAGUCCUUAUGUGCGGGGGUUUAGGACUGACGGAGCCUCCGGAGGUCACGCAAUGGCAGAGUUCCACAGAAAUUUACUUGAUGGAAAAUCAUUUGAGUGAGUUACCCGAGAAUCCUUGCUGUCCUGCACUCCUGUUAUUGUUUCUAAAUAGGAAUUGCAAGCUCAGAACGAUCAGUCCGUCUUUCUUUGAUUACAUGCCAGCUCUCAAAAUCCUGAAUUUGUCCCGAACUCGGAUCAAGUCCUUACCAGUGUCUCUCUUCAGGUUAACCUGCCUAAAAAGACUUUUCUUAACUCAUUGUGAUCUAUUAAUGGUGUUACCUCCACAAAUUGGAGAACUUCAGCAGCUUGAGGUGCUUGAUCUUGAAGGGACUAUGAUCAUGGAUCUGCCGAAGGAGGUGGCAAAGCUAACAAAGCUCACUUGCUUAGGAGUAACAUUUUGCCGACGCAUAAAUCGUGGCCCAAAAUAUGCGAAAGUGAAUGCAUUGAUUCCUCAGGGCACUAUUUCUGUGCUCACUCAAUUAGAAGAGCUUAGUAUUGAGGUUAGUCCAGAGGAUGAGAGGUGGAGGAGUAUUGUGGAAGCUGUUGUUGACGAUGUUUGUGGCUUGACAAGGCUGGAUACUCUUAAUCUGUACUUCCCGCAAGUGGAACUUCUAAGGAAAUUCAUAUGGCUUGGCACAUCAGAGGUGUCUAGAUCGUUGUCACAUUUUAAAUUCAUUGUUGGCGAUGACGAUGAACGCAUCAUAAUUCAUCUCCCAAAGGAUCUUGAAUUUGAGUUAGAACGCUGGGAUAGAUCCUUGAAAUAUGUAAAUGGCAUGGGUGUCCCCACUGAUAUCAAGAAGUUGCUUCAGCAUACUACUGCAUUUUUCUUAGACCGCCAUAUGGAUGUCACUAAGCUAUCUGAUUUUGGGAUUGAGAACAUGAAGCAACUGAAAUGCUGCAUAAUUGGGGAGUGCAAUGAGAUUCAGGUUAUUGUUGAUGGAACUGACAUGUAUGAUGAAGCUGAUAGAAGUGAAAUUGUGGAAACAUGGGAGGAUGAUAGGAGGUUUCUCAGAUCACUCGAGUAUCUCUACAUCCGUUGUAUGAAGAGUUUGAGGUGCAUUUACAAUGGGCCACUGCAUCGAGGAUGUUUGUCUCAUCUUAAAUCCUUGUCUUUAGUCAAAUGUCCUCAGUUGACUGUCAUAUUCACACCUGGCCUAUUGGAAAACCUCGAAAGCUUAGAAGAGCUUGAAGUUGUAGACUGCCCCCUUGUCUUAAGUUUAGUGAGAUGUGAAGAUACUUCUAUUUAUGAGAAUACAGAUACUUCUAUUUACGAGAGUACCUACUUCCUCCCCAAGUUGAAGAAGAUAUUCCUGGUCUCAUUGCCUGAACUCAUCAGCAUUUCCGAAGACUUACACAUUGCACCAAACUUGGGAGCAAUAAAGAUUGUUGAUUGUCCGAAUCUCAAGAAUCGAUCAACUGAUGAAAUCUGUCGCAAUCAUCUGACAGGGACUGAAGCACAAAGUUUUCCAAAUGAUGCAAGCAGAGAGCAGCCUGCUCCUGCUGUGGUUUCAUCUACAACCACUAGAAAUGCAGCAGUUAACCCUUCAACUUCUCAAAUCAAAAGGAAACCUGAAGUUGCUCCUCGGCUGUGGAAAUCCUUAUUCAAUGAUCUUAAAUUAGCUGCAAGAAACUUCAGCGCUGAAAGUCUUCUCGGUGAAGGUGGUUUUGGCUGUGUACGUGGCUUUACAAAAGAUACAAGCGAGAGCAGCCUGCUCCUCCUGGGUUACAUCUACAGCCACUUGUGA
Messenger RNA from Eucalyptus grandis, 1885 nucleotides. RefSeq names its product disease resistance protein At4g27190-like. The record is from RefSeq and is a predicted model, not a curated record. NCBI's taxonomy places the organism in Eukaryota, Viridiplantae, Streptophyta, Magnoliopsida, Myrtales, Myrtaceae. The transcript is spliced from 2 exons. Gene Ontology annotation, molecular function: protein binding. Bases 110 to 1885 code for a protein of 591 amino acids.